Heterobilharzia americana is the source of this 1634-nucleotide messenger RNA. Lineage: Eukaryota; Metazoa; Platyhelminthes; Trematoda; Strigeidida; Schistosomatidae. The record is from the annotation of a GenBank genome assembly.
GUUUACGCUAGCUCGUUAGAAGAUACUUGAUAUUGAGUGGAUUACCUUGGCUAAAGCGCUAGUUUCAUUUUUUUCCGGUACUUUGCAUACUAUGGGCCGUUCUCACUCUCAAUAUAGCUCUCCGAGUUCAUCCAGUGGAAAACUGAAAGGUCAUCACACAAAAACGCGUAGUCGUUCUCAUCGUAAGAAAGCUAAAAGAAAGUCUUCCAGUCGAAAUACAUCUGAAGACUGUCAAAAAGCUAAAAUACGUAAUUUAACUAAAAGGAUAUGCAGUAUGGUGGACGCAGAUAAAAAGCGUAGUCGUUCUAAAAAGCUCAAAGAUAAAUUAACAUCAUGUGGAUGUCCAUAUAAUUGUGAAGGCGAGAUUCAAGCAUUACGCAAAAAUAUUGAAAGUCUUCGUUCAGGUCUUAGUCAUGGUUAUAAAGAUAGACCGACUUUUCAACUGGAACACUUCAUUGAAGAUCACUAUCAGCUCCUUUCUGAAGCUUGGAUUUCUAUCGGUCCAUCAAAACUUCAAGAUCUUGUCUCCGCUAGUCUGCUAUCCAUAUGUGCUAGACGAGAGCGUAGAGAUGCAAAACAUUCCUCCGGUAAAAAUCGAAGAGUUUCUUGUAUUAUUCAACCUUUCUUGUCUUUUGAUGGAAGUGAUUAUCAGCUUGGUGUCUCAGAAUUAUGGCAUAGAUGUAUCCAAGAGCUAGAUGAUUUAUCAGUAGAACAAGUCAAAACCAUCUUAAAUGGAACAGGAAAUCUUGAUCCGACCGAGUUGGUUCGUAAUCCUAAUACUAUAUGUAAUGCUAUCAGCUCCGAUAACAAUCAUAUUUCUCAUUCUCCAACAUCAAGUAAACCAAAUGAGAAAACAUCCGAAAAACAAAUCCAUGAUGCUGACUCGACUACUGCUUUGUGUUCAGUCCUUGAGAGACAAAAGGUCAAUGCUGCUACUGCUGUCGCUGAUCGUGUCAGCGACGGUGAUAAGAUCCAAGAAAAUCUAGAACUAUCAGCAACUUCCUGGUCAUCUGCAGAUGAUGAAGAUCUUCAGAAGGAAGAAAAACACCCACCAACCGAAGAGACAUGUAUUUCAAAUCCAAAUGAUUUAGUAGUAUGUUUUCGGUGUGAAAUUUCGAUAUUAUCUAUUUAUCUGUGCUAAACUGGAUAACCAUUUUUGGAUCUAUAAGCCGCAAUUAGGAAUAGUAGUCUAAUUAAAAGUCCAUAAUCCACUAAGUGAAAGUGUUCGCUAGUUGAAAAAGAUUUAGUUCAUCAAGAAAUUACUGAACUAGAAAUGCGAGCUCGCGCUAUUCGUGCUAUGCUCAGAACUAAAUCUGCUCAACUGAAAGCAUAGUCUGUGAAGUCCCCCUCCCCUCAGCCCCCAGAUUUCUUUCGCUUUCUUCUUUUUCAGUAACCGAAUUGGCUAGUCUGAUUGUUUUUCAUUGUUUCAUUGCUGCACAAUUAGUUGUUGUAUUGAAAUGCAUACCAUUUUUAAUUUCUUAAUUUUUGUCUGUUAUGUUCUGCUUUAUCAUAGUAUUUCCUCAGAAUACAACUAAUGAGCGUGUAAACUAAAUUUUCAAAUUGUGUUUUUAUAUUAUGAAGUCAAAAAGAUGUUGACAGAAAUGAAAUAAAGUACUUCAUCUUUUUAUCAAGGA